Molecule: messenger RNA, 2002 nt
Organism: Setaria italica (foxtail millet)
Lineage: Eukaryota; Viridiplantae; Streptophyta; Magnoliopsida; Poales; Poaceae
Product: swi5-dependent recombination DNA repair protein 1 homolog
Exons: 1
Coding region: 605-1774 (389 amino acids)
Source: RefSeq, a predicted model, not a curated record
GUCAUUUGACUUACAGAAAUAUGAAAACACACAGUACAUUAUAACAUCCGCUGAAAAAAGCACGCUCGGUAUCUAAUCAAAAGCUAUAAAAGCAAAAGAUACCCCAUUCCCUUUGACAACAGGCCUCAUAGGUCACUGCUUUUUCAUCUGCAAAGAGGAGAAAUGCCGGUGAAAGAAAGCCGAAAUCUUCAGUCUGGAGGAAAUGUUCUUGGACAACGUUGACAGAGAUUCCAAAUGCUGGAAGCAGGGUUAGCCGCAGAGACAGGAGUACGUCAACGACCUCAAGCAAGGAACGCACACGUACCCCACCCGCCCUCGCGAUCAAUACCGCGAAGAAAAGAGCAAACGCCAGCAACACGAUAAGAUGCAGACCGAAAGAGCACGCAGAAUCAGAUGCCGGAAAUGAUUCAAUGCCUCACGAAACCAGUUUUCCGGUCACCCCUGCCGAUCGUCCGGUGAAUCCCAUCCGUAGUUAUAAAUGCGAGAGCUCGCCAUUGCAAAUCGCAACGCAUCUGUGUAACCACUAACCAGCCAAUAUCACCGAUCGUGCUCUCCAUCAUCUUCUGACAGGAGGGAUUACGUCCAUCGCCGGCGUUCAGGCAGCAUGGCCGACGACCAGCAGCCGCCGGCGCAGCGGUACUGGUUCCCGUACUGGACCGCGCCCCCGCAGCCGCCGCCGCCUGCACCCGCUCCUCGGCCGGCGGUCCGCCCGCAGCUGUCGAGGCGGGACACUCGCCCGGCGCCGCCGCCGGCGUCGCCUCCCGUAACGCCAUCCCCGUCGCGGCGGCAGCCGCACCCUCAGCCGGCAACGACGCCGCCAUCCAGAGGCGCUGGUGCCGCCCCUUCUCUGCCGGCUCAUCCACAGCCGACGCGGCUGUCGAGCAGGCCGUCCCCGUCGCCGGCCCGCGCGCCGCCGCUCUCGCCGAUCAGAGAGCCCAACGCUAGAGCAGCAGCUCCAGCGCCGGCUCCUGUACCUGUUGCCAAGGAGCCCAAGCCAGCUGCCACUCCUCAUCCUAUUGCCCAUGAAGUUCCUAAGCAAAAAGACAUUAUCAUCCCGCAGGAGAAAAUCAUCCGUGAACCGCCUGCAGACUCCAAGACACACAGCAAGGCCGUAGAGAAAGAAAAAGGCAAGGAGGGAGAGAAGGAGAAGGGAAAAGAUAAAGAGAAGGAGAAGGAGAAAGAUAAAGAGACGAAGGAAAAGGAGAAGGAAAAAGAAAAAGAGAAGGACAAGAAGGAGAAGGAGCACAAUGAGAAGGAAAAAGAGAAGGAGAAGAAGCACAAAGGCAAAGAGGUAGCCGGCGAGCACGGCAGCAAGCUACACAAGGAGCUCAAGGAGGGCGUCGCGGACAUGGUGCACAAGCUCAGCGCCUCGGCACCGUCGUCCGGCGGCGGCCACGGGCGCCCUGCCUCGGCCGCGGCAGGGACGACCGUCAUCACGCUGGCCGGCGAGAACAAGGGCGCGUCCAUGAAAAUAGACGGCGCCGCCGUGGCCGACGGCAAGGCGGACUCGGCGGCCGGGAAGGAGCGCCGCGGCCAGAAGCUCGACGGCAGCGUCGCUGGCGGGAAGGAGCAGGGCGGGAGCAGGGGGCUGACGGCGUUCGUGAACAGCAACGUGCAGGUGAUCAACAACUCGCUGCUGCUGCAGAGCUCCUGCAACGGCGGCGACCCGGGGGUGCACCUCAAGCUGUACACCAAGGCCAAGAAGAAGGGGGACGGCGGCGACGAAGCCGGAGGCAAGAGUGGCUCUGCCUCUGCUGCUGCGCGAAAGAAAUGAUCUGAGCUUCCAGUUUGCCCAUGGCUAUCACUGAUCAACUUGGGAAAUCAACCAUUGGCGUGCAUUCAAACAGAGUGCUCGAGCCUGCUCAGUGCCCAUCGUUAUGUAUGAUGUAUGCAUGUACAUGGAUCUGAGUUCGUAAUAACAAGUGCUGAAUGGUGCGUAACUAGUACUAAGUAAGCAGAUUUAAGUCAGAAAAGCCUAAGCAAAAGAACAAUUAUUUACAAA